AUGUGGAUCAAUAAUGAGGUUGUCCCUCUGCAGCGGCAACACAGCUUCUACCUUGAGCACGGUGACUAUCUUCGCAUAGCCAUACCGCCCCUGCCUUCCGCAGAUGCAGCAACAUCCACACGAACAUGUGUCAGCCAAUCGAGGCCAAGAAGCCACCGACUACGACGCCAAGCAGUCGACCUUCGAGCCCGACUCAGUCAUGAAACCGGCAUGACAGAUGUGGAUGCUUAUGACCAACCCAGUCGACGUACUGAGCCAGCAGAUGAUGACUUUUCUUUGAUCCAAUACGACAUUGGUCAGUUUCGGGCACUUUUGCCGACCACCAAUCACAUGUUGGCCACUGAGACCGCCACCUUAGUCAGCAACUCGCAUUGUGACAGAUCCUAUGCCAAGAUUGUCGCCAAACUUGACGAUGCGCCAACAGAACAGGUUCAGCAAGCUCGUGACCAUCUGUUGAGGCGUGAUCCAUUACAAGUGCAACUUGCUGGACAACCGGAGUUUAUUGGAGAACUCCUCCAAGUUGUCACACAAAGACUCCCGCACUUUGGCACAACUUUGUCAAAUGCCAUCUUUGUUGAAACUUGGUUCAGUGAUCAUGUCAGGCGUCCUCACAGUGGCAUUGGACGAGUGGUUCGACUAGAAGCUGACUUUCGCACUUGGUAUACAGCCAUUGUCAUGGCAUGGGAAGAUCACAUUGACCCAUUCCAAGCUCUGGCUUGCUACAUAGCAGAUCCUCAACCUGAUGGAGGUGAUCCUGAGGUCAUGGUGCAUUUGGUCAUGGUUCAACAAGCGCAACCAAACAGAGUCACGACUUUGGUCUCCAUCUCUGACACAGCAGAGGACCCGUGGCACCCGAGAUUGAUGUGCCUGACCCUUUCUCAGACUCAUCUUCGCCAAGAUCUUUUGGAUCUGGUUGAUCUCGAUCACCGGUGUGCGACAUCUUCCCCAGAUGUUCAAUGUCGAAUGUGGUGGCAUGAGCAUGAAAUUACACCUGCGUGGCAUGAACCGCUUCCACAAGCAGCCACCUUGUUGUUCUCUGUUCAACAUGCAAUUCCUUGGCACCAGCCGGCCCCUCAUUCGACAGAUGAUGAGGAUGAAGCCUUCAAUCUUUUGCAAACAAAGUGCCAACGCAAGCAGCUAAGAUUGGAUGAUUUAGUUGAGUCUUGUGUCACACCAAGCUGGGUCAAAGUGAACUGCCACAAAGCCAUUUUCCUACGACAACAGUUGCGAAACUGGCAGCCAGUCACUUCAACAUAUGCAUGGGAUCACAUUGCAUGGCGCCAAUCUACCAGGCAAGCUCUGCAAGACAUGGUCUGUUGGACUGAUGAAUUUCCUCUUGGCUUCUCUUUCUAUACAGAUGGGUCGGCCAAAAGAGGAUCUACCCAAGCUACAUCGGCAGUGGUCUUGCUUGUGCACACUGACUCUGGCCUUCGGUGGGGUGGCUAUUUAACCACACCUUGCAUCGGCACACACACAGCGCCUCGAGCAGAAGCCACAGCUUUGCUGCUUGCAAUCCGCUGGUGUUGCCAUCUCCAAAUUGGUUUUGCCUAUCCUGCAGCCAAAGUUGAAUUCGCAUUUGAUUGUCAAACUGUAGCCGGAGUUGCACAGGGUCAAUUUGGUAGUUCACACAAUAGUGACCUCCUUUUGCCCAUUCGAGCGCUUCUGCACUGGCUUGAAGUUUCCACUUUGGAGCCUUUCAUUUGGACACAUUUGCGAGGACAUAGUGAUCAUCCUUGGAACGAAGCGGCUGACACGCUAUGUCAUCACGCCAGACGUUACGGUGCCACUGUCAAUGACAUGUUCUUGUACCAGCAACAAUGUACCUUUGACGAUCAGGAUUUGGUGCCUAUUCAGUGGCUUUGGAUGCUUGAGAAAUCCAUGCAGGGUGCCGAUUCUGCUCCUCCGUUGUAUGACUCACAUUGGCACUUCAAUAUUGCACAGACUCUGAAUUCGAUCCCGAGCGUUGCACAACAGCCCAUUGCUCGGCGACGAGAUGUACAACCAGAUGGUCCACGAAUCGUCAAGAACAUGAUCUUACAGAUUGCUACUGCAAACGUCUUGACUUUGUUUCCAGGACAAGAUCAUGCAUCCCAAUACAUGAGUGCAAGAGCUGAAGGUUUUGACAGUUGCUUUCAUGAACUCGGUAUUCAUUUUGUUGGUUUGCAAGAAACACGAAGUCGACAAGAGGGCCAUGUGAAGCUCCCACACUAUCAUGUCCUGUCCUCCCCAGCGACUCAGCGUGGCAUUGGAGGUGUUCAACUGUGGAUUCAACAUCAAGUUUGUCAUGGAGAUGUCACUCUCAAAGUUGAAACUUCUCAUCUCCACAUCCUUCAUGCUACGGCUCAACGCCUCAUUGUCAGGUUUGCAUGUGGUGGCUUACGGCUUAUUUUUGUUGUUCUUCAUGCACCAGUUGAUCAAGACGAAAGAGUUUUACAAGCCUUUUGGAAUGCAACCACCAAUGCCAUUCCAGCACAGUAUCGCUCGUGGCAUCUCUUUGUGUUAGCUGAUGCCAAUAGCAGGCUAGGCUCAGUUCAGUCUGAUGCGGUAGGUGACUGGCAGGCAGACGAAGAGAAUAUCAAAGGUCAACAUUUCCAUCAAUGGCUUUUGGAACAAUCACUGUUUUUGCCCCAGACCAUGCAAAACCAUCAUUUUGGCAAAGCCGACACCUGGACACAUGCGACAGGCACCAAAGCUCGAUUGGACUUCAUUGCAUGUCCACAAGAACUUGGCUCGGAAGCAAUUGAAACCUGGGUUGAAGAACGCAUCGAUCUUGCUAUUCAGCGAGAAGAUCAUGAUUGUGUUCGUGCUCAAGUUCCUAUUUCAUUUGCUUGUUUGUCUAAGACCCGCCAAUUUCGACAUUUGCUCAAAACUGAGAUUGUACGUCCCACUUGGCACACGGACGUCCAUUCACAUGCAGCAGCAUUGCAAAAUUGGCUUGGUCAAUGCCCCCGACCAGCCAUUGUGAUGCGCAAGCAGCACCUGACGCAAGAGACAGUGAAGCUGAUCCAAGCCAAGCGCCAUCACCGGCAUCGUCUUGCCAGACUUCGUCGACAUCGACGUGAUGCCUUGCUGAGAAGCAUUUUUCUGAGCUGGAGGGAUCACCAGGUUGUUCAUGACGAUUUCACCCCAUGGCUCCGAGAAUGUGAUCAACAAGAAGCCAAGCACCUCUGGGCGUUUCAAGACUUGGCACUGCGUGUUGUGACAGCAGUCAGGCAAGACGAUCGAGAAUUUUACGAGCAAUUAGCUGUCCAAGCAGGUCAGGAGUCGCAAAAGGGAUCAAGACAGUUAUGGCAGGCGAUUAAAUUCGUCUUACCCAGAAGCAGGGCCAAGCAGCGAUCGAAUCUUCGCUGUACGGGCCCGACGGUGCAAGACAAAGCCCAAAAUUACAAUCAGCUUGAGGCUGGACAGCCAGUGCCAUUCGAGCACUUGCUCUCUACAUGCUGGCAAGCACAACGUGAGAACAUUCAUGAAGCCUCGGGCAUCGAUGCAGUGCCACCAGCUGUUCUGCGAGAGCAUGGCCCAGCCUUGGCUUCAGAUAUCACAUCGCUCUUUCUCAAAAUGUGGACUACAGGUGCUGAGCCAUGGCAAUGGAAAGGCGGUUUGCUCCAUACAAUUGGGAAAAAGCAAAAGAGCCACCGUAUCGAAGACAUGCGUGGGAUAGCCUUGUUAGACGUGUUAGUGAAGAUGUCCCACGCGCUUCUGCGAGCUCAAUUGAUGCCCACACUUCUUCAAGCCAGGGCGCCGCUGCAAUUGGGCGGCUUCGCCAAACAGACGACCACUUUUGCCACCCAUUAUUUGCGUGCCCUUGAGCAGUGUGCAUCCAAGAAGGCUUUGUCCACUUGCAUCAUUUUCCUGGAUAUUCGUAGCGCCUUCCACUCAUUAAUACGUGAGACGGUAUUUGAUCUUGAUCUUCCAUUACCACCACGUUUAGUUGAAGUUUUGCGCUCAGCAGGAUGUGAUCCUCAAAUUGUGGCCGAACAAUGUGCCCAGCAGCGUAUUGGUGCGACAGUGACACCGGCUUUAGUCCGCUUGUUGAAGGACGCCCACACCCACACGUGGUACACGCUGGCUUCAUCCGAUGAGGUGCAUCAUACCCACCGUGGCAGUAGACCAGGAUCGCCUUUGGCUGAUGCGGCGUACAACGCCCUUAUGAUCGCUGUCAUGACCGACUUGCAAGCGAUCUUGGACAAUCAGCCUCAGCUUCGUGCUGCACAGGCGCAUCUAGGUAUGCCUUCUCCCAUCAUAGCUUGGAUUGAUGAUUUGGCCUUGCCUUUGAUUUUUUCACAUGCUCAUGAGGUUGCCACGGUGACGGAGGAAGUGAUGCAGAACGUGGAUCAGGUUUGCCGCUCAUAUGGGCUCAUUUUGAAUAUGAAACCCAAGAAGACAGAGGCAGUGGUUGCAUUUCGUGGCCCUGACGCCCCCAACAUGAGACGUGAUUGUUUUGGCAAUCGACAAGGUGUUCUAUGUGCCUCAUUGCCCGGUGGUAUCCUUAAAUGUGUGCCAUGUUAUGAGCACCUUGGCACCAUUUUCAUGGCAGAGGGCGCAAUCGAUGCAGAGGUAUCACACCGACUUGCUCGUGCCACCCAUGCGUACCACCAAGUGCGCAAACCUAUUUUGAUGAACCGGCACAUCGCCACUUCCACGAGAUUGAAGCUUUUUGAGGGACUUGUAUUGCCGGUUCUGUUUCACGGCAGUGGCAACUGGCCUCUGUUAUCACACAGAACCUUGCAGAAGGUCCAGGGCCUCUACAUGAAAUGGAUCCGUACCAUUUGUGCCAACGGAUUCUGGUCUGCAGAUAUGCUGUCGGACCAACAGCUCUUGAUGUAUUGGCAACUUCCACCCAUUACGUUGCGUCUGGCCAAAAUGCGUCUUUUGUACGCCUUUCAUUUUGUCCAAGAUUGCCCGCGAAUGAUUGUGGAUGUUGUCACGGCCACGCCUGAGCAUUCCUUAUCAUGGAUUCCAGCCCUGCGACAUGCGUUGGUUUGGUUGGCCCAGAUGGAUAGCACUCUUUUCAUGUGGGAUCCGCUACAUGCGACGGUGGAAGAGAUCUUUGCUUGGUUGGCAUGCCAUGUUGACAGUGGCCCUCGUCUUGUUCGACGGCUGUAUCAUCGUGCGCUUCACCAAGGUCGUGUGCUCCAUAAGGUUGUGCAAGCACAUUGGCGGCUACAACAACAUUUGCGCUACAGUCGACAGAAGCGCAAUGGAUGCUAUGAGCAAUUGACUUGGCGACGUGCACCAACAACUCAGAUACCAUUGAUUGAUGAGCUACCGGCCUCAGAUCGGUACCAUCGCCAACCAGUCAUGGUUGUGGCUACGGUGCCUACUCAUUCAGAAGUAACGAUGCUUUCUCGAGCUGAUGCUGAUCAAGCCUUUUUUCAAUGUUGGGACGCAGAAGGCCUUCCACGUGAUUUUGACUUGACACUUCUGACUUCGAUGAAAUCAGCAUUUGAUACUACGCUUCUGACUCAGCCGCUCCCCACUGUGAACGACGUUGACCAGAUUUUUUUCAACAUUUUGCAGACUGCAGAAGACGAGGCUUUGACCGCAGGGAAUGGAGCUCUUGGCGAAUGGGCUCUAUGUGUUUGGAUUCUGGAUUCUUUCUGGUGUUCACGUUUUCCUGCUCUUUCUGCUGAUGUAUUUCAACGUUUAGAUGGGGCUUUGCAGCAGUUCUUGGAAGAUUCUCACAUCGGAAGAUUGGUUUGCUGGCAACGUCGCAUGGACUCUGCAUUUUGCCCUCGCGAGUCCGAUUGCCCCCAGUCGACCUUACCCAAGGCUCUGGAACCAAUAUUUGAUCCUUGCGCUUUGCAAAACCAGCUUUUAGAGGGUGCUUUUGCUGGUGAUUUUGUUUUUCCCCUAGCUGGUCAAGUACCCUUGUGUAAAAUUAAUGAUUGUACAGUUAUCUUAAUUUUGCACUUGUUCAGCGGGCGACGCCGCAUUGGGGAUUGCCAUUGGUGGCUUCAUUGCUUAGCCGACAAGAUCUUUCCGGACUACCCGGUCGUGAUGAUCUCAGUGGACACCGCCAUUGACGAGGUCUAUGGUGACUUGUCCUCUGGUGCCAAUUUCGAUCAAAUCCUGCAGCUGGCUCACAAGGGUGCCGUGGCCGGGUCUCUCACUGGGCCCCCCUGCGAGACAUUCAGUGCCGCCAGAAAUUUGCAGAUGGAACAACAGCAGGGUCCGCGCCCUCUUCGGACUGCUGCGCAACCAUGGUGUCUGCAGGAUCGCACAGCGCGCGAGCUUCGCCAAUGCGACACAGGCUCCGAAUUAUUGAUGAACUCCUUUCAGUUCGAGGCCGAAGUGGUUUGUGCAGGUGGUGGAGCUAUCAUGGAACACCCCGCUGAACCUCAAGAUGAACACAAGGUUUCGGUCUGGCGUCUCGAGUGUCAUCGACAGUGGUGCAUGAAGCUCCCUGGUGCCUGCCAUCAUCGCAUUGAGCAAUGGCUCUACGGAGCCAGUGGCGUAAAGCCCACCAACCUUCGUGCCCUGAAUUUGGGGCCACCGAUCACAGUUGGGAAGGCGCUGAUUUCUGGCGCUGAGCCGUGGCGCGUGCGACCUCAACAAGGACUGAAGGGCAAAGGUGAGGACGGUAAAUUCCGUACCGCGCAGGCCAAAGAGUAUCCGAGCGCACUCUGUAGGAGCUUGGUGGUAGCACUUUUAAAAGGGCUACAAUAUCGCAUCCAUACAGAUGGAGUGCGUGAUCCUGUUACUCCAUCUGACAGUGAAUUGAGAUGGAUAGUACAGAUGCGUCACCAAUCAGAAGUCCUCGCCCAUGAUGUUUUCUUUCCGGAUUAUCAGAAGACCUAG
Cladocopium goreaui is the source of this 6801-nucleotide messenger RNA. Lineage: Eukaryota; Dinophyceae; Suessiales; Symbiodiniaceae. The record is from the annotation of a GenBank genome assembly.